AUGGAGUUUCCUGCUGGUUGUGUUAUUGGUUAUCUUAUCUUUUCCAGUUUUGUAGCAAGCAGCUAUGGUGUCGCCUUCUCUUCCCUUCACAAGACUCUUGUACUCUCAGCUUCUUCCCCAAAAGGCCAUGUUCUAACAGCCGGGGAGGAUGAACUCACAAUCACAUGGGCAUUCAACGAAACAUUCCCAAGGGGCACAGAUUCGACCUACAAGACCAUCAAACUGAAGCUAUGCUAUGCACCAGUUAGCCAGAAAAACCGACCAUGGCGCAAAACAGUUGACGACCUAAACAAGGACAAAACAUGUCAACACAAGAUCGUUGAAAAGCCUUAUACCCCUUCAAAUAAUUCAUUCACUUGGAGAAUUGAAAGAGAUGUCCCUUCAGCUACGUUCUUUGUGAGGGCAUAUGCGCUUGAUAGUCAACAAGUCCAGGUAGCCUAUGGUCAAAACACGGAUGCAACCAAAGUUACUGACUUGUUUCAUGUUGAAGCCAUCACGGGUCGCCAUGUGUCGAUUGAUGUUGCAUCGAUUUGUUUUUCUGCAUUUUCGAUUGUUUCGUUGGUUGGGUUUUUCUACAUGGAGAAGAGAAAGGCGAAGGUUGUAGAAGAUAACCUCCAAAUUGUCGUCGCUCCGCCUCGCCAACUCGCCACCGCUGACUGCUUCCACUACUUACCAUCGCAUUCUACAUGUACCCAUGUAUCUCUAGUUCAGGUGAUGACUACACUUCAAGAUAACUGUAGAGCCUUGUGUUGCAUUGGUAUUUCAUAUUCAUUGGUUGUGAUGAGGCGGUGA
Lactuca virosa is the source of this 792-nucleotide messenger RNA. The record is from the annotation of a GenBank genome assembly. Lineage: Eukaryota; Viridiplantae; Streptophyta; Magnoliopsida; Asterales; Asteraceae.